CAGAGCAAAUUUGUAUUUUAUAUUAGCACCAGAAAUAAGAUUAUCAUUAUGGGAUUAUUGUUAUUAUUAGUAUUAUUAAUAUUAUUGUUAUCAUUAAUGUUCACAGCAAGUUUACAAUCACUCUCUUAAUAAAUAUGUUUUUUGUAAAUAUAAGAAAUGGUUAAAUUAUUUACGUUUAUUGCAAUGUAUACACUGUUAUAUACUGACUUAUAACUAUAUAUUUUCAAUUGGAUCAAUCAAGUACAUACUCUAAAUGAAUGUGGUCAUAAUAGCUUUUCAAUUUUUAUUUUAAUCGGUUAGUAAGAUACUGCAAAAAGUGGAAGAAAUCAAUCUUUUAUACCAGCAUAUAUUUUUAAUAGAUUUAUAUUUCUUUCAUAGAUAUAUAUAGUUCUGUUUAAAUAAUUUUUAACAGACUGACACAAAACUCUUGUGUUGUGUUUAUAUAAACAUUUGCAUUUUGUCGAUUAAAUUUCUACAUUAUAAAAAACAUAAAUUUCUUUGGUUCCAGCAAGUUUUUAUAAAUAAUCUUAUAAACAUUCAUUAAAUCAUAUAUUUAAAUAUAGUUCUUAAACGAAAAAGUAUAUUUUUCAAACAUAAAGCAAAAGAAUUCUCCACUUGAAUGCGUUACACAAGCAUGCAUUAUAGAUAAAUAUUAAUAUUCGAUAAAAGGCAACACAAAAUGGUUCAAUUCCAGGGCAUUGUACAUGGUACUAAUGAAUUUAAAUGAAAUUAAAUUAGUAUAGAAUACAGUUUUUGUAUGUAUCACCUGAUAUUACAACAAACCAAUCUAUGUAAGGUUUGUAAAAUUGAUUAAUACCAUAUAAUGCUUUAAGGGUCUACACCGCUCUAAAAUUAGGUGAUUUUCGGGAAUUUUUUUUUUUUAAGAACGUAACGCUACACAAAUGCCUUCAGCUGAAUCCAGCGAAGAAGAUUUUUUACAUAAACGACGAUGAGUGAUAAUAGUGUUCGUGUGGCAGUACGCAUUCGUCAUUUAAUAGAGACAGAAAUUGAACGAGGCUGUCAGACAUGCCUAAAAGUUGUUCCUGAUGUACCUGAAAUAGUAAUUGAUAAUAGAGAUAAAUCUUUUACAUUUAAUUAUGUUUUUCCCCCCGCUAUUAAUCAAGAAGAUUUUUAUAAUACUUCUGUUAAGGACAUAAUAAAAAACAUUUUCGAGGGCUAUAACGUAAAUAUAUUAGCCUAUGGUCAAACAGGUAGCGGUAAAACAUAUUCAAUGGGGACAAAUUACAACAUUGGAGCAGAUAAUUUAAGCGUUAUUCCACGAACAGUUAAUGAUAUAUUUGAUAUAGUUUCCUUAAAAGAAGAGUGGAAUUUUAAAAUUACAGUUUCUUUUAUGGAACUAUAUCAGGACCAAUUAUAUGACUUAUUAACUGAUAAGCAACGAAGUCAAUCUAUGGUGAAUAUAAGAGACGAUGGUAAAAAUAUAAACGUUAUCGGAAUUGUAGAAAACGGAGUCACAAAUGAGGCGGAAACAUUACUUUGUUCAAUCAUUUUCUCUCAUAUUCACUCUUUUUCUCUCUCUUGCUUUCUCUCUCCUCUUUUUAAAUUUUUCUUUUUUACAUUUCCAAAAAUGUUUAUAUGUUAAAUCAUACUCCAAUGGUAAAUAAAAUACAAUAAAUAACUGAAAGUAUUCCAUAACGUAGGUACUUUAUGGUUCAUCAAUUUGUAAAAAAUAUUCAAUCAUAUUAACGUGAAAUAAAGUAAAAUUAAAAAGAAUUUUUAAAAAUGAUCAUGUA
Osmia bicornis bicornis is the source of this 1754-nucleotide messenger RNA. RefSeq names its product chromosome-associated kinesin KIF4-like. NCBI's taxonomy places the organism in Eukaryota, Metazoa, Arthropoda, Insecta, Hymenoptera, Megachilidae. Bases 950 to 1603 code for a protein of 217 amino acids. The record is from RefSeq and is a predicted model, not a curated record. Gene Ontology annotation, biological process: mitotic spindle organization; microtubule-based movement. The transcript has a single exon. Gene Ontology annotation, molecular function: microtubule motor activity; microtubule binding; ATP binding.